CUGUUCAAUAAAGUGUAAAAUACAGUACUUUCGUUGCCAAUUGCAUUGCUGUAAACUUUUUCUUAUGCUAUAUAUAUCGUGUAACCUAGCUGACAUAUCGGAAACCAAGUUUUAUUGAAAACCAGCAUUUAACUAAAGAUUCCCGCAAAAGAAAGAUGAUUGGAAUGAAAAAUCUGGGGAAAUGUGGGGAAAAUUAUUAUUCAUUUACAGAAAGCACAAUAAAUAGAGCCAGUUUUUUGGGUUCCUUUUCAUUACGUUUUUCUCUUAAGAAUGAGUGAUCCUAAAGUUGUCGAGACGAAUGAAACUGGCUUUGAAGAUGGUCAACCCUAUGAGAUGCAAACAUUUGCAAAUGCUGUUGAAGUAGAAAGAAAAUUAGUAAGAACUCUUGACUAUCGCUUAAUGAUCUGGGCCUUUUUUGGUUACUUUGCCAACGGUUUAGACCGAAACAAUAUGCCCAAUGCAUACACUACGGGUUUAAAGGAAGAUCUGGGCCUUAUUCAAAAUCAAUACAAUUGGGCUCUUACAAUGUUCUUUAUUGGUUAUAUUGUAUUACAAAUCCCUGCCAAUUAUAUUAUCACUAAGGUUCGUCCAAGUAUCAUGUUGCCUCUUGUUGUCUUCCUUUGGGGAGCCGUUGUCUGUUUCAUGGCGCUGGUCAAAAACUACCAAGGUCUGUACGGUCUUCGUAUCUGUCUCGGUUUUGCCGAAGCAGCCUUCUAUCCCGGUAUUGUCUUCUUGUUGGGUUCAUGGUAUACCAAGGAAGAAUUAGGCACAAGAACUGCCGUUUUUGUUGCUGGCUCUCAAAUGUCUGGUGCCUUCAGUGGUCUUAUUUCUGGCGCCAUUUCACAACACUUGGACGGAGUGCACGGUAUGCGUGGUUGGAAAUGGCUCUUUAUCAUUGAAGGUCUCAUUGCAGUCGUGAUUGGCAUCAUUGGUUUCUUCAUAUUGCCUGAUUUUCCUCACAACACUUCUUUUAUUCGUGGUGAUAUGCGUGAAUUGGCUAUUCAGCGUCUCGAACGUCAAGGCAGAAGCUCAAUGGUCUCUGGCCUGAACUGGACCACCUUCCGCAACUUGUUUACUACACCUUUUAUCUAUCUGUUCACAGGUAUGUUUAUCUGUUUCCAGAUGGGUAUGGGUAUUCUUCAAAACUUCCCUAUUAUUCUCAAGUCAAUGGGCUACGAUGCUUCAUUUGCAAACUAUAUGAUGGUUCCUAUUUGGAUUUGGGUGGGUGUUGUUAUUAUCGCACAAGGCUACUUAUCAGACAAGUAUGGAAAGCGUCCUUAUCACAUCAUGGCUGGAGGUCUCUUCACGCUAGUCUGGUACAUUGUUCUCGUCGCCGUGAACGGAGGUCACCUCCCUGUGCCCCUUUUAUUCGUUUGCGCCUAUAUGGUUCCUCCUGUCUAUGGUAUUUCGCCAAUUAUGAUGACCUGGGCCAAUGAGAUCUACUCUUGUGACAGAGAAUCUCGUGCUCUUGCUAUUGCCAUCAUCAACUCUAUCGGUAACUUAGCUCCUAAUUUCAUCAACGUCAAAGCUUGGGAUGUCUCCGAUUCUCCUUCUUUCCGUCUUGGCAAGAUUGUUACGAUGGCAAUGACCGCUGCCAUGGUUGUUAUGUGCGGCAUAGCUUACUUUUUGGAUGCUAAACAAAUCAUGAUUCCAAAGGCACCUCAGCGUGUUAAGGAUAUCGAAACAAAUGAAAAGAAGCCCGACCAUGGAGAUGAAUUGUAAUUAAUAGUACACAGCUUUCUCCUUUUUUUAAUGUAUAUAUAUCCUAUAUGUAUUUAGUCCCUGUAAUAUUUAUAUAAUAAUAGCCAAUUUUUACCCUUGUAAAACCUAGACAUUUUCAUUUUCUUUUUUUUUUGUCCCUUUGAUCCCUUUUUUUUU
Messenger RNA from Rhizopus microsporus ATCC 52813, 1878 nucleotides. Its product is annotated as MFS general substrate transporter. The coding region runs from base 271 to 1722 and encodes 483 amino acids. Gene Ontology annotation, molecular function: transmembrane transporter activity. The transcript is spliced from 3 exons. Gene Ontology annotation, cellular component: membrane. The record is from RefSeq and is a predicted model, not a curated record. Lineage: Eukaryota; Fungi; Mucoromycota; Mucoromycetes; Mucorales; Rhizopodaceae. Gene Ontology annotation, biological process: transmembrane transport.